GCGCCGCCUUCGCGGCGGGGAGAGAGGCGUCGUCCGUGCGGAGAGGCGAGCUCGGGUCGCGGCCGCGGCGAGUUACAUCGUUUUCCAAUCUGUCCGCCCCGCCGCCGCCCGACACCCAAAAUGUUCAGAAUGCUGAGCAGCAGCUUUGAAGACGAUCCUUUCUUCUCUGACUCUUUUGUUGCACACCGAGAAAGUAUGCGACAGAUGAUGAAAAGUUUUUCUGAACCUUUUGGAAGAGACUUGCUCAGUAUCUCUGAUGGGAGAGGAAGAACUCGUAAUCGUACAAGACAUGAUGAUGGCGAAGAUUCCUUGACUGCAAUGAAUUGUUCUCUUGUGCCUUUUGGCAGUUUCGGUGGUAUGCAUACAGAUGUCAGCCCCUUUCGGGCAAUGGACCGAAUGAUGUUAAAUAUGCGAAACAGUAUGCAGGAAUUACAAAGAAACUUUGGUCAACUUUCAAUGGAUCAAAAUGGACAUUCAUUUUGUUCUUCCUCAGUUAUGACUUAUUCCAAAGUAGGAGAUGAACCACCAAAGGUUUUCCAGGCCUCUACUCAAACACGUAGGGCUCCAGGAGGAAUAAAAGAAACCAGGAGAGCAAUGAGAGAUUCUGACAGUGGACUAGAAAAAAUGGCUGUUGGUCAUCAUAUCCACGACCGAGCUCAUGUCAUUAAAAAGUCAAAGAACAGCAAGACUGGAGAUGAAGAAGUCAAUCAAGAGUUCAUCAAUAUGAAUGAAACUGAUGCUCAUGCUUUUGAUGACGAGUGGCAAAAUGAGAUUCUAAAGUACAAGCCAGGAGGACGAUGGCGCAAUCUAGAGAACCCUCGAAUGCGAAGCAUUGGCCAUGAGAAUUUAGGAUCCCGAGAACUUAAAAGAAGGGAGAAAGCCCCUCAAAGUCCAGCCAUUGAAAGUGGAAGAAAAUCAAACAUUUUUGUGGACAAACUCAACAUCAAAGGAUCACCUGUGAAGAUCAGCAAAAAAUAAAUAGCCAUGCAUUUGA
Molecule: messenger RNA, 994 nt
Organism: Tupaia belangeri chinensis (Chinese tree shrew)
Lineage: Eukaryota; Metazoa; Chordata; Mammalia; Scandentia; Tupaiidae
Gene: MLF1
Product: myeloid leukemia factor 1
Exons: 8
Coding region: 121-978 (285 amino acids)
Source: RefSeq, a predicted model, not a curated record